CGUCGUUCCCAUGACUUUCCCCUGAGCCAGGAAAAUGUUUUUCUGAGCGUGAACAGCUGAGAGCGCAGUGUUCUUACCGCACACCCUCCAGGUCCAGGGACACGCGUACGUUGGAUUUAGUGCGGCUUCGGCGAAAAGGCGCGGAUUAUGUAGGGAAGAAGAGCGCCGCUUCACCGCCCUGUACAGCACGGGACAGCGGCGCGAGUCCCUCGUGCGCUCUGCGAGACCCGGCGCGGGGAGGUGCUCCCCGACACUUUUCAGCACGGUGUUUAAUCAUCACGGUCUACAAACGAUGUCAGAAAUGUUUGCCUGGAUACUGAGAGGUCAUGUGCUUCUGCUGCUACUUUGUCCCAACGUGCUGGAUGGUCAACGCAUUGCAGAAGACAGGAAGGUUCUUUUGCGGUCGGAGUCCCACCAAGACCCCAGAAUAAGAGAAGGUGGGAAGCCUGGUUCCUGGAGCUCCUGGGGGCCAUGGGUGCCCUGCACACGGUCAUGUGGGGGUGGGGUGCAGGUGAGGACGCGCUCCUGCCAGACAGUGGACCCUAUGGGAGGAGCACACGGCCACAUGGUUUCGGCUUUUCGCCCCACGGUACCCCAGCACAGCAACCCAUGGUGGCAGUGGCGCAACACCACACAUCUCAGGGGCUACGGGGAGAAAAGAGGGCAGAUGCCAGGCCUUCGAGACUCUCACUUUGGACACAGAGACAGUGGCAACAAGCGGAUCGUGCCAGGGAAGUACGGCUACGGCAAGAUGCCCUACGUUAUGCCUCUCCAAACCGAAUGGACCCAGGACCAGGGAGGGGCCCGGGCACGCAGGCUAAGGCAAUUGCCCUUGCAAGGUGAACCAUCCCAAUCAGAACACAGGAAUCAGCCUGCCAGCCCAGCCCUGUCCAGGGCCUCUCUAUACCAGCCUGACCCAGGCCAAGGCACGCAGUGGGCCCUGGUGAGCUCUGGAGCAUGCACUGGAACCCAAAGGCAGCACAGGAUGUGUAACACCAAGCCGUGUCCCCCAGGCAGUCGACACAUCAGGAACAUGCAGUGCUCAUCGUACAACAGCCAGCCCUUCAUGGGCCGCCUCUACGAAUGGGAACCCUUCACAGAAGUUCAGGGGGUCCACCACUGUGAGCUGAACUGCCGCGCCGUGGGUUUCCGUUUCUAUGUGCGACAGUCGGAGAAGGUGAUCGAUGGGACGCCGUGUGGCCAGAAUGAGAUGCUGGUCUGUGUCGAGGGGACGUGUCAGAGUCUUGGCUGCGAUGGCUACCUCGGCUCAGGCAGGGUGAUGGACAUGUGUGGCGUGUGUGGGGGGGGCAACACCACUUGCCGUGUGGUGUCAGGAGUCUUCACUCAUGCUCUGACGAAGGUUGGCUACCACAAGAUUGUGGAAAUCCCAGAGGGAGCCACCAAGAUAAAUGUUACGGAGAGGAUCAAGAGCCGAAAUUACCUUGCUCUGCGCAGUCGCUCUGGGCGCUCCAUCAUCAAUGGACAGUGGACCAUUGACCGACCCGGGAAGUAUGAGGGUGCAGGCACCAUGUUCACGUACCGCCGACCCAGUGAGAUUAGUAGCACGACUGGGGAGUCCAUCCUGGCUGAGGGGCCCACGAAUGAGAUCUUAGAUGUCUAUAUGAUCUACCAGCAGCACAAUCCUGGAGUUCACUAUGAGUUCAUACUCCCCAUUGAGAAUCCACAGACUCGUGUGGACAUGAGGCUUCAAGGAAACACUUUGGAUGAUCAAGAUAGGUACAUUCAGCCUGGAAACCAAAACCAGGAUGGGUAUGAACAGCCUCCUCCAGUACUGGAUAACCAGGUUCCAGUACCCCAGACACCCCAGCAACACCAUGAGUACAACUGGAAGAUGUCUGGAAUGACAGACUGUAGUGCCUCCUGUGGGAGGGGUUCCAGGUAUACCGUAUUCCUCUGCAUCCACAAAGUCACUCUUCAACCAGUGACUGAGAGCCUGUGCGACAGUGCCAGAAGGCCCAGCUCCACAGAGGAGCCCUGCAACACAGAGCCUUGCCCCGCCUUCUGGGACAUUGGCGAGUGGUCGGAGUGCAGCAGGACCUGUGGGCCGGGCCACCAGCAACGACAGGUUCUCUGCAGGCAAGUUUAUGCGAACCGCACCCUCAAUGUACACAUCAGCCGCUGCCGACACCUGGAGCGCCCAGAGACCAUGAGCACCUGUCAGCUAAAGAUCUGCAGCGAGUGGCAGAUCCGUACUGAGUGGAGCGCAUGCUCAGUGCCUUGCGGGGUGGGCCAGAGAUCUCGAGAGGUACGUUGUGUUAGCAAUGUCGGUGACAUUGUGGCAGAUGAGGACUGCAACAUGAAGAUGCGCCCCAGUGACCUGGAGAAUUGUGACAUGGGCCCGUGCACCAAGAGUUGGUUCUUCACUGACUGGGGUAGUCAGUGUUCAACUGAGUGUGGAUUUGGGGUGAGGACUCGCUCUGUACUGUGCUUAUCCAGUCACAUCAGCAGCUUGCCACUGGAGGGGUGUGGGCCAGAGCGCCCCCCAGAGUCCCAAGCCUGUAAUAAUGGGCCUUGUGAGAGUCAAAUAGAGUGGUUUACAGGACAGUGGGGUCAGUGCUCCAUGGAGUGUGGGCCUGGCCACCAGCAGAGGGAUGUUGUAUGCCUCAUGAAGACUGAGGAGGGAUUCAGUGUGGUACCUCCUUAUGAAUGCUCCUCCCUGGAGCGCCCUCCAAGCCAGCAGAGUUGCCAGCUCAAGGCCUGUGGUGCCAGGUGGUACCACACUGACUGGAGUGCCUGUUCCAAGACAUGUGAGGGAGGAUUUCGGGUUCGAGAGGUGCGCUGCCUCUCAAAUGACAUGAUGCACAGCGAGGCCUGUGAAGCACACCUGCAGCCAAAGGCCCAAGAAAGCUGCAACUCUGAGCCCUGUGUCCUAGAGAUAGAUGAAAACUGCCAGGACAGAUACUUGAACUGCAAUGUGGUGGUUCAGGCUCGCUUGUGUGUUUACGAUUACUACUGGACAGCCUGCUGCGCGUCCUGCACUCAAGUGGCUCAGUGGCAGUCCAGGUCCCGGGGACACAGAUGACCAAUUCCGUGCCCUGAGCUACCUUGGGUUGCUACUCACCUCUUGAGAUCAGUCCUGCAUGGCCACCGGGUGGACCUGGUCGAAUGAGGGGACAGAUCUUUGCUCUGGGAUAAUAACUGUGGAUAUGCCAUUCAAAUAGAGACAAGAAGAGCAGA
Messenger RNA from Scleropages formosus (Asian bonytongue), 3198 nucleotides. It is a transcript of the gene thsd4, whose product is annotated as thrombospondin type 1 domain containing 4. Bases 293 to 3043 code for a protein of 916 amino acids. The record is from RefSeq and is a predicted model, not a curated record. Lineage: Eukaryota; Metazoa; Chordata; Actinopteri; Osteoglossiformes; Osteoglossidae. Gene Ontology annotation, molecular function: metalloendopeptidase activity. The transcript is spliced from 18 exons. Gene Ontology annotation, biological process: extracellular matrix organization; proteolysis. Gene Ontology annotation, cellular component: extracellular matrix.